Dothidotthia symphoricarpi CBS 119687 is the source of this 550-nucleotide messenger RNA. RefSeq lists its product as uncharacterized. Lineage: Eukaryota; Fungi; Ascomycota; Dothideomycetes; Pleosporales; Dothidotthiaceae. The transcript has 3 exons. The record is from RefSeq and is a predicted model, not a curated record. Bases 57 to 410 code for a protein of 117 amino acids.
UAUUGAUAACAUCCUUGAUUCUUUCUCAUCACUUCGAUGUAAAACGAGACUGAUAGAUGACAGAAGCAAUGCUUUCAUCGCCAAGGCUCGAACUCAUACAUCGAAGUCCUACACCCCAAAGCUUGGUCAUAGUAGUUCCGGGUGUUGAUACUGCAUUACCACAAAAAUGGAGCCAUCCUCGUCCAAAUUGGCUAAAACAUUUUUCACCUCGGUCUCUACCAGCACCUGCGAUAUACUCGUUCACACACAACGUAGACUCUGAAGAGCGACGAACAUGGAAGAACAUGGUUGAUGAAGGAGGCAUUCUACUUGAAGCUGUGAUGCAGCUCAAAGACAACAACGCUGAAGUUAGUCGUUUUUACGAUGACGAAUACAUCUCACGUAAAUACCUUGUCAUCGACCGUCGUUAACGUAAACAGUUGCGAUCAUGUGCAGUAGUUUUCAUUGCUCACAGUAUCGGAGGGUUGAUUUUGAAAGAAGCUUUGUGCGCAGCUUUUUCUGACACCGCUCGGCUUCAACCGUUUUGUGAUUCUGUUGCUAGUGUUAUACU